Porites evermanni is the source of this 1340-nucleotide messenger RNA. The record is from the annotation of a GenBank genome assembly. NCBI's taxonomy places the organism in Eukaryota, Metazoa, Cnidaria, Anthozoa, Scleractinia, Poritidae.
AUGAUGCGAUCACAAGUUGAACUGUCCACCAUGUUAUUUGUACUGAUGUCAUCGCUCAUGGCUGCUUUCUGUUCUGCUAAGAACAAAAAACAACCAGACAACAAGGUAACUUCAUUUAUACUCAUGGCCACUGCACAUGGAUUUGAUUAUAGUUGAAAAUGUUAGUACGUUAUGGAAAAAAAUAGGAAUAAAAAAAUUCAAACACAAACUAAAGGUGGUAUGACUUUUUGUAGAACCUCAGAAAAAAUCGAUAUUUUGAAAAGAGAGAAAUAAUUUCACGUUUAUAAAAAUUAAAAGUAACCUUGUUACUAACGUGGUAGAAAUGUAUAUCCUCUUUGGUGAAAAAAUGAGUUUCUUUUAUCACAAUUAACUAUUUCAUGAAAGAAAUCCAACCUCAAACUUGCAAAAUUAAGGAACUACUUCCUCACCUGGAUUGAAACGCUAAAUGACAGAUAAAAUUGUCAAGACCUAAAGGCAUUUUGUCACCGACUUUUCUCUAUUUGACAGCCUGUUUCAUCUUGUCCAUCUUGUAAUGGCGGACAAACCGGGAUGUGGACAUACAUGACAAGCGUCCCAGGACCCCCUGGGCUACCUGGUCGUGAUGGAGCCAAAGGAGACCUGGGCAGCCCGGGGAAAACUGGGACCCAGGGAUCACGCGGUGCUGAUGGAAAGAAAGGAGCAAAGGGAGAGCCUGGGAUCAAGGGUUCCGCCGGUCAAAAAGGAGAGCGAGGGGACAAAGGCGACAGUGGAACCCCACAACUGGCUUCACACAUGAACUGGAAGGAGUGUGCUUGGAGGAAGGGAGACGACAAAGAUUCAGGAUUGAUAUAUGUAAGUGAGAAAUAUGCCUGUGUACUGAUAAGAACAACAAUACUGUUGAUAACCUUCUCAAAACGAAGAAUUCAUCAAUAUAAUUAACUUUCGUGGUGCCAUAGAUUGCAUUUUUCAAAUAUUUUCUUUCUUUCUUGCAUUUUUUUGUUCAGAACUGUGAUUUUGUGAAGAAAUACCCUGACACCUGCCUCCAUGUCUACUAUGCUGGUAAUAUCGGGAUUUUCAACUGUGCCUUAUGCUGUAGUCGCUGGUAUUUCAGCUUUAAUGGAGCCGAGUGCAGCUCUCCAGGAACUAUUGACGGUGCUUUCUUCAUGCGAACAAGAGGAAACCAUAAUCGUCACCGUCACCGCCACAUUGAAGGUCACUGCAAUAACAUUCAGAAAGGAAAGGUGCGAGUGGGGUUCUGGGUUGGAAAGUGCGUAACAGGCCAUAAGGUCGCCGACGCCUACAUUGGUUGGCAUUCAAUGAAUCGUAUCUUCAUUGAGGAAGUACCGAAAGCUCAGCAGUAA